Tetranychus urticae (two-spotted spider mite) is the source of this 2234-nucleotide messenger RNA. RefSeq lists its product as uncharacterized. Gene Ontology annotation, cellular component: membrane. NCBI's taxonomy places the organism in Eukaryota, Metazoa, Arthropoda, Arachnida, Trombidiformes, Tetranychidae. The record is from RefSeq and is a predicted model, not a curated record.
CGGAAUUUAAGCCUAGUUUUGUUCUCGAUUCAAUGUAAUUGAUUUAUAUUUUUGAAAUAUGAAAUGCUGAUUUUAUCUCCUUUUAAAGUAUUGAAAUUAUUUGUGAAUUGCAGUUAAAAUCAUUUAAUUUAUUCAAGAAAAGAUGAACAAAUUUAGUUAUUUUCAAUUUGUUUCAAUAUUUUUCAUUUUGACAAGUGAAGUAAAAUGUAGUUCUUUGAAUUGUGACUUCAAUUCAAAUGAUUGUGCUUGGUUUACACUCGGCUAUUCGAUUUCUACUUGGACAUAUACUGGUUUCCAAAUUGAUGAUGCUCACGGAGGUUACCUUCAAAUUCCGAAAAAACCUACAAGCGAUAUAGACCAAUGGGCAUCAACAAGUGGAUUAUCACAAUUAACUACUUCCGUGCACAAUCUAUGGUACAUUCCUCAAUCAGGAUGUUUUACAUUUUCUUAUCGAUUCUAUACAACAACCGACAGCAAGCUCACUUUAACUCUUGAACAAAGCUUUGGUGAAAAAAUGGUACUUUGGGAUAUUAAAGGUGAACAAUCGAUCGAUUGGUCCAAGGCAUCAGUUUAUAUUGAUAGUUCUAAUGCUGAGUUCCGCUUAGAUUUUACUGCUUCCAUUACUUUGAAAAACUCUCUCGGUUUACAGGCUGAUUGGAUUGUAUCUCUGGAUGACUUCACUUUCGUCAAUGAUAAAUGUUUGGACCCGCCUCAGAAAGUGAAUGCUAAAAUAGAGGAUACUUUAACAGAUGAGAUAGCUGAUAUCGGGAAAAAUAUUUAUACAAGUGGACCUGUUGAUAUCAAAGAAUUGGUCUGCUUCAGUUUCACCUAUUUUUACACCAUAACAAAUUCGCAAAAUGUUGGUAGUCUUUUGAUCAUGUUAGAGACAAUGUCUUCUGAUGGUAAACAAGCGGUGAAACCUAGAGAAAUACUUCCAAUAGAAAAAAUUCCUUUACAUCGAGAAUUGUCAUUGAAUCGAAACCAUUUUGAAAGGACAAUAGUCGUUGAUCGAAAAUCUUUUUAUACUAUUUCGUUGGCUUAUGCAGAAGAAACUCAUUCAUCUGUAGUUCUAGUCGAUGAUGUCGCUAUCAAAAUGGAACGCUGCCCAAAUGAAUCACCUAAACAGGAGACGGACACAACUGUGGUUUUGCCUCAAACUGAAACCCCACCAUCCACAACCACGGAAUGCUGCAUAACUGAGCCUUGUAUUUGUGUUCAAUCUACUCCUGAAAUGCCUACUUUUAAUCCGUCUAGGCUAACAACAUUUGUGACUCAUUCAAAAAUCUCUGCUGUACCGACAUCUACGAUUAAAAUUGAUCAAGAAAUAAGCUCAACACCGAUAACUCAAACUGAACAUACAAUUUCUGAAGAAAGUACAACUCAUUCAACAGAAGUGCUGUCAACUAGAGAUCAAUCAACAACAUUCGAUUCUUUGUCCUCUACCCAAACAACUGUUCAUUCACAAACUAAUGAAACACCUCUCGAAGAGGUAACAAGCUCUUCAUCAGAACUCCAGUCAACACUUAUGGAUCACAUUAUAUCCACAACUGCUGAACCAUCACCUGAAAAAACACAAUUCACAAAUAGCACUGAAGCUGUUGUAACUACGACUGACCAAAAUGAUGAACCAUUCGAAUCAUCAACUAAAAUCAUUUCGACUACAGAUCAUCAAAAUUUUGAACCAAAUUCUAAUACAACCCAAGCCCCUCAAGUGAUCCAUGACCCUCUAACCGAAGAACAUAACAAUAGAACUGAUCCAUUUGAUGCAAUAAAUUUUGGCAAUUUAGGAUUGAAUUUGAUCACAAUAUUUAAAUUUUUCUUUGGGGAACGCUCAUUCAUCGCUUCUUUGAGUGGACUUGCCGGUUUAUCCAUCCUUAUGAUUAGUAUUUUAAUUUUAGCUCUAAAUUGGAAAAAACAAAGUGAAGUUCGACCACGUGAACUGGUCGUCUCAGCUGCUAAUGGCGAAUUGGAAUUAAAUACUUACACAUUUCGACGUCGAACCAUAACUCUAAGUCGUCUAGAAGAUAUGUCAAACUCUAAGCCACCGUUGAAACUCCCAAAAGGCGAAAAUGUUUAACGUCAUUAGGUACCCAUUUCAUGUAUCAUAUUAAUUUACACAUGUGAUCUUAAAAUCAGUUCGAUCUCAUUACUUUAUAAAAAUUACUAAAUAUUGUUGAAUUUUGUUUUUAGUGACUCAAUGAAUAUUAUCUAUUAAUACAUAAUUCGAGUUAGAA